Messenger RNA from Cavia porcellus (domestic guinea pig), 4289 nucleotides. It is a transcript of the gene Isca2, whose product is annotated as iron-sulfur cluster assembly 2. The transcript is spliced from 4 exons. The record is from RefSeq and is a predicted model, not a curated record. The coding region runs from base 80 to 544 and encodes 154 amino acids. Gene Ontology annotation, biological process: iron-sulfur cluster assembly. Gene Ontology annotation, cellular component: mitochondrion. Lineage: Eukaryota; Metazoa; Chordata; Mammalia; Rodentia; Caviidae. Gene Ontology annotation, molecular function: 4 iron, 4 sulfur cluster binding; iron ion binding; 2 iron, 2 sulfur cluster binding.
ACAGGCCUUCCCCGCCCCGCUCCAAUCCUGGCGGAGGCGGGAAUAAGGGAAAUACGCGGGGCGGAGUUUGUGGAGGAAGAUGGCGGCCACCAGGGCUCCGUCCCUAACGGCCGCGGUGCUGAGAGCUGUCAUUCCCUGGAGGAGGGCCAGGGUCCUCGAGGCCUCUGCGGAACUGCAGGCGCGUCGGAAAACGUCGUCCUCCAGCCCCGAGGCUGGCGAAGGACAGAUCCGCCUCACAGACAGCUGCGUCCAGAGGCUUCUGGAAAUCACCGAAGGGUCGGAAUUCCUCAGGCUGCAGGUGGAGGGAGGUGGAUGCUCCGGAUUCCAAUAUAAAUUUUCACUGGACACAGUUAUCCACCCGGAUGACAGGGUAUUUGAACAGGGUGGGGCAAGAGUGGUGGUUGACUCUGAUAGCCUGGCUUUCGUGAAAGGCGCCCAGGUGGACUUCAGCCGCGAACUGAUCCGAAGCUCAUUUCAAGUGUUGAACAAUCCUCAAGCACAGCAAGGCUGCUCCUGUGGGUCAUCUUUCUCUAUCAAACUUUGACAAGAUGACAGGGGACCCUGAGAUUGCUGGCAACUGUACUAGUCUGAGACAUCUGAGAUUAGUAGAAUUCUAGAGGUUUCUAAUCAUGUCCUCAUGGUUUUGUUUUCCUUAAUCCAGCAGUAUGUAUGUUUGCCACUGUUACUUUCAAAAUGUGAAGCUUUCACACUUGGCCAAAAUAGCCUCUUUCCACCUUCCCUUUAUAUGAUGCUAAGGCCACUCUUCCAAAUGUUACCUCAGGUUUAAUCACUGGUUGAAACCCAAUAUAGCCGGGUGUGGUGGUGUACACCUGUGAUCCCAGGACUUGGGAAACUGAGGCAGGGGAAUUGCUGUGAGUUCAAGGCUAGCCUGAUCUACAUAACAAGACCAUAUCUCAAAAACAAAACUCUAAUAUUAUCUAUAGAGCCCCAAGCCUCCAAAAUUUGGAGUGACUUCAUUGGCCUUCAGAACUGCUUGUACAUAUUUGUAUUAACUAUGCAUAAAAACCUCAUUUUAAAGAAAGUCCUCAUUUACUUGUGUUUUGAAUUAGGGUCACAGAUUAGGUAGUUUGAACACCAGUUACUAGGCCAGAACAGAUGAGAAAGGCACAUGAAAUGUCUUUUUCAUUUUACACAUCCUGAAUGUAUUACUAACAUUUUUGUUUUCUCCUGUAACCCAUUUGCCUCUUCUCUUAUGAUAGGGCAGAUACAUUUUGUUGUCAUACUUGUCAGUCUGCUAGGAUUCAUAAAACCAAGAGCCUCUCCACCAGAAUACUUGGACCAUAUCCCUUCUGAUACCUGAAUUACUUGAAAAAUAGCCUCUCUAUACUCAUGUAGACAUUUGAAGAGCCUGUGACCAUUUACUAACUGAAUCUUUUCAGAAUGUAUGCUUCCUUUAUGGUGAAAAAGUCUUUGGUCUCGUCCAGAGCAGGAUCUAAUUUCUUCACUAUUGUAGAUAAUAGAUAGUGGCCUUUUGGGUUACCAGAUGAAAUGUAGGAUGCCAAGUUGUACUUUUUUUUGUUGUUGUUACUGGGAACCAAACUCAGGACCUUGUGUUUGCCAGGCAGACAUUGUGCCACUGAGCUACAUCCCCAGAGCCCAGUUAUAUUUGAAUUUCAGAUAAGCAGUGACUUUUUUUAGUAUAAGUAUGUUGUGUAAUAUUUCUAAUAUGAGUAUGUCUCAUCACAACAAAUAGCACUAACACUGGGAAAACCACAACGGGGUUGAUUCUGAAAGAGUUAUUUGUUAAGUCCAUCUUUUCCUUGAGAGCCUAAAAGUUUGGUAUAGCAAAAACUUGCUGAAUAGGAUAGGAAUUAAGGUUUUUAGUAAGAAAACUUGCCAUUAAAAAAACCUCAAAAAAUGGAAAUGUGAGAAAACCUAGAAUUUCUGGACAUGAGCCCAGAACUCAGGCGGCUGAGUCAGGAGAAUUGCCUAGAGUUUGAGGUCAACCUGAACUACAUAGCAAGACUGUGUCUCAAAAAAAAAAAAGAAGACCUAGAAUUUAGAGGAAACAAGCCUAUCAUGUGGUUAGAAGAAAGAAAUGGAUUCUUGGGACCCUGAACAGAUUUCUCAGCUGUCUAUGACAGGAGGUGGAAAGCAGCAUGGCACAGAAAUGUCUUCUUAUUCCAUCACCAGGAUAGUUGCAGCCAGUAUGUAGGCCUAAUAAGAUUUGCAGUCCUUUCAUCAUUCUUAAAAAGAGAUUUUGCUAACACUUCAAAUUUUAGAACAUAUUCUUCCAGAAUACUUUUGAGGGUUAUCAAUUUGGUGGUUUUAAAACUCCAAAGUGUAAGCAGCAUAGCUUUAGUUGCUAAACAGAUUGCACUAAAUUGCCGUGGUCAACUGGGCAGAAGCAUGGUGCCUUGGAAUGUAUACCUGCUGUUAGCAGGAGAAUUGGAAUUCCAUGAUUAGAAAUAGGUGGGUUCGAGCCAGGUGUGGUGCACACCUGUAAUGCCAGAGCUCACAAGGCUGAGACAUGAGGAUUGCUGCAAGUCUGAGGCCAGCCUGAACUGCAUAGUGAGAUCCUGUCUCAAAAAGAAAAAGGUGGAUCAGGAAAAAGUCACCUCACUUCACACUGAGAGGAUAUCAUAAGGAAACAAAGUGGCAAGAGGUCAUCUUCGUGGAUAGGGCAGGGAUAAUAACAGCAGCAAGAGGAAACUGGGCCAUUUGCUUGACGAAUCAACAUUGUAAGCAGAUUUAGGGUCUUCUGCAGGCCCUUUCUGGCCAGAAACCCUCUUCCCAACGGGCCAUAAAGCCAGUAGAUGUUUCACAAAUUCUGUUCACUGUGCAAAUUCAUUUAGGGAAACUUUAUAUUCUUCCCGUAUCACUUGGAAGAUCUUUAGUUUUCCCAUUACUUUCCAGGGCAGAUUUGUUGCAGAACUGGCUUUAAUGUUUUAUGCAAACAGAUGCCUGGGCAUCACAGUCCCCCUGGCCCCCUCUUUUUUUUUUUUUUUGCCGUGGGGAUUGUAGCCAGGGCUGGGGCCUCAGGUAUGUUAGGCGGUACACUCCAUCUCUUCUUUUCCCCUUCUUUUUCUCCUUUCCUCCUCCUCCUCCUCUGAUUAAACCCAGGGAAUCUUUGGGAAUGUUUCAAUAGAUUAGGAGAAAAAUCUGUUGAGAUUAAACUGGGCAUGGUGUUUGUAAUCCCAGCACUCAGGAGGCUGAUGCUGAGAGGGUCACCACAAGUUUGAGGCCAACUCAGGCUACUUAGCAAGCUCAAGGCUAACCUGAAAUGUAUGGCAACACCCUGUUUUCAAAGCCAAAACCAAACCCAAACAAACUCAAAGCAUUAGUGCGCUGACACUUGGCCGGAGCAACCAGGUAUAAGGAAUAGACCACUUUCCCUUGAACUCUAGCCCCAAGGUAAUGCUGUGAGCUGGCCUUCUGCAAGGUCCAGCACUGUUCAUUGCAAUAUUAUGGUUUCAUAUGUUUGUCCAAAAGGCAAGAAACACCUUUAUUUUUCUUGAUACCUAGAGUUGAUAGUUACUUAUUUUUGGGUCCCGGGGAUUGAACGCACAACUGCACACCUGCUUAUGCCACCGAGCUAAUUUCCUAGCCCUGGGUCAAUACUUACAAUUGUUCUCUUAAAAUCCACUUGGCCUUUCCCCUUAAAAAUGUUACCAGGCAGCUAAAUAAAAGUUUGCUUUUGUUGUUUGAUUUUUUGAGGCAGGGACUGUGUAAUCCAGGCGAGUUUUGAACUCGCUAUGUAGCACAGGCUGGCCUCAAACUUACAGCACACCUGCCUCAGCCUUCCAAGUGCUAGGAUUUCAGGUAUGUGCCACCACACCCAAUAAAAGUUUGCUUUAUAAAAUUUUGAAAUAUUUGUCACCUGAUUUUAACUGUAAAGUGUAAUCGGAUAAAUAUGUAGAAUACAGGGCAUUUAAGCAGUCUGGCCAACAGCUGUAUUUAAAAAUAUUUUAUUUUUUGAAUAAUACAAGUUUAACAAGACACAAAAGAGCUUACAGUGAAAAGUCUCCCAAUGUUGUUCCUAUCCACCCUGUCACCUCACAACCACAAUUGUUUUAAAGAAUUUAUCCAAAAUACAACAUGAAAUAACAUGCACAGGAUAUUCAUUACAGCAUUAUUAGCAAAAAGAAAAAAAAAAUGGACAUCUAUGUCAAUGAAUUGAUUAAUUACAGUUUAUCCAUUCAAUAGAAUGGUGUACAGUUAUGAAGUAGAAUGAGACAAUUCUUUAUGUGUAAGUAUAAAGUGAAAACAAUACAGAACAGCAUGCAUAAUAUACCAUUUGGAUUCUUAAUAAAAAAUGUGCACACACA